AUCCAUGUCCAGAGGUUGUUUGUUUUUUUCGCUCUUUGGUUCGAAGUGCGGAUUUAAAUCACAUUUUGUCUUCUUAAAUAAUAAGUUUCCAGCAGUGACAUGUUGCUGGUAUUAAAUGUUACUGUAAGUAAAGUCAGUUCCACGUGUCUCUGUGCCAUCCCCUCUCCUCUCCUGUCCUCUCCUCUCCUCUCCUCUCCUCCGUGAGGACACUCUGGGCAGUGCGCCUGGUGGAGCAGCGCUGAGAGGAGCAAAGCGUGGAGGAGGAGGAGAAGAAGAAGAAGUUACCAAAAACAACGAAACAAAAGGAUUUGGGGAGUUAUUUGUCCGUUUUGAACAGGUCACCUCUACUGUGCCACUUUGGUCUGGGCUGAGUGAGAGAGCAACAAGCACCUGCAGCUCCCCCCCUCCCAUCAGUGGCCCAGACCCCCAUUACUGCAGUAUGGGGAACUUUUCCAGCAAGGACGGACAUGGACCCACAGUGGCCCAUGGGGACAGUUUCCACACUCCUCCUGCUUCUCCACAGAGUGAUGGGCCUCCUUUCAUGCCUGGUGUCCCCCAACUCCUUCACCCUACUUCACCUCAACCAUCCCCUGCAGCCCCAGUUUCAUCUCCACCUCCGGUCCCAGUCCUCACAUCCAGUGCGAAGAAAGCACAGCCGAGCACCACCCCUACUACCAAUUCCACCAGUCCCCCUCCUUUGUGGAGGCCUCAUCCACCACCGGUCAGUUCAAAUAGCUCCACCGUCGGCCCUGGAGUAAGCCCGCUGCACAACAAGCCAGGGAGUGUUGUGGGUAAAGGACAAGCUGCUUUGGGGAGGAAUGGGUGUCCUCCGACCUCCACCCCUCGGCCUCUGGUCUCCCAGGGGAAGACUGUGGCCGUCAGCCCGACAAAAAGCCCCUCUUCUCUGUGUAGCGCCUCACCCGUGGUGGGCAGCUCUUCUGGGCCGAACUGGGGGGAAAGGGACAGCGGUCUGAGUCAGUCUUUGCUGCCCGCUCACGAAGCUGGGGACAGCCAGGGUGAGGAGCUGGAGAAGCUGCUGGAGGAGUGUAGGACAACACUGGGUAUCCCUGCCAGUCAGGAUGGAGCCACGGACUCAGCAGGGAUACUGAAGCAUCUACUGACAGAAGUGAAGAGUUUGAAGAGUACUUUACAGACGGAGCGGGGGGAUUGGCUGCAGUUCCAGGCUGACCUACAGGUGGCGGUGUCAGUGGCAGACCGUCUGAGGGCCGAGGCAGAAGAAGAGCUCACUGCACUCCGAACGGCGCACAAGGACGUGGAGAGGGAGCUGGCCGCUUCCCAGCAGAGACAGAAGGAGGCCGAUAUGCAACAUGUCACCCUGAGAGGGGAGCUAGAGGAGAGCAGGCAGAGACUGACUACUCUCACCCCGGCUCCAUGUCAGGAACCAGAGAGGCCCAAUGGAGAACCAACCGACAGCUCUGAGAGCAAAGACGGGACCCAGAGGGGCAGGGAGAGGGGGCUGUACAGGUCGGGGCGAGAAGGGGUGGAAAGCAGGAGUCCGAAUGAACUGACAAAGAAUGUCGAGGAGGCCAGAACAGACUGUAAAGGUGUGGCUAAGCGUUACCUGAGAAAUGUGACCAAUGAGGAUAGGAGCGGAGAGGAGGUGCGAUCCAACGAGACACGAAGGACGUUAACCGCAGAGAGGUCAAGAAGCCUGUCCAGAUUACCCGCUUCCUCGGGCUCCCCCACCAUGCAGAAUGGAACUUCCCAGCCCAAUACUGCCUCAACACUUGGACCUAUAAACAAGAACCUGGGGCAACUAAAAGGCCGAAGAAGUCUGGAUUGGCAAGAGAGCAGGUCGAGCACUGACACAGGAAAACGUGAGGAGUCUCUAAACAAGUACAACUCUGCCCUCACUGAGCUGCCUCCCAGCAAGUCCCAGGAUGGUUUCAACCUGCUGCUGCGUCGCCAUGGAGGCUCCAAGAGAAACUCGCUGCUCCGCUGGUGUCAGAGCCGGACACAAGGCUACAAGAAUAUCGACAUCACCAACUUCAGCAGCAGCUGGUCCGACGGUCUCGCCUUCUGCGCUGUCUACCACACCUACCUCCCCUCACAUAUCCCUUACACCACUCUCACUCCAGAGAACAAGAGGGAGAAUCUCAGUCUGGCAUUCAAAACAGGAGAGAGUGUUGGGAUUGCACAAACCCUGACAGUAGAGGAGAUGCUGAGAGCAGGAGGUCCUGACUGGCAAAGGGUUCUGGGAUACGUGGAGAGCAUCUACCGUCACUUUGAGAUGUGACCGCUGGAGGUACUGACAGACAACCCCAACAUAGUGGAUCCUUAAGGACUCCUCAAAGGAAACGAUACAAGUUGUGAUGACUCCCAGAAUACUAUAAUUUGCCUUUUGUUUUGUGUCCAGAAAUUGGAUAAACUUUUGUUAGCAAAAAGAUUACAUUCAAAGUUACAAUUUGCAACUUUGGACAUUUUAAUUUGCUGCUGUGGAUUGAAGUUCCUUCUGCUUGGUUUCUGUCAUACGCUUCAGAAAAUGUCCUCUGACCAGGUAGAGGCUAUGGAAGUGGCGCGGCCGAACGUUUUGGUUGGUUUGUUACCAUUGUCGUAUAAGGGGUGUAACGAUACAUUUUUACAAUGAUACGAUACGAUUUCCAUGGUUCCGAUAUGAUUUAAGAACGAUAUUUGGCUCAUCUAGAGCGAAUCCAACGAUAUG
Messenger RNA from Sebastes umbrosus (honeycomb rockfish), 2683 nucleotides. Its product is annotated as cytospin-A. Bases 440 to 2257 code for a protein of 605 amino acids. The record is from RefSeq and is a predicted model, not a curated record. Lineage: Eukaryota; Metazoa; Chordata; Actinopteri; Perciformes; Sebastidae. The transcript has 12 exons. Gene Ontology annotation, molecular function: protein binding.